AAAAUUAACUGGAAGUGAAUUGGUUUAGAUGGGCUGUAUUUGAAGUGUGCUUUGAGACUUGUAUCCCUGGACAUAUUUAGGUGUUUCCUAGCAAAACUAAGGCAAGUAUGGUGUACAGACUAGAGCUCAGUCUAUUGUUAUCUUUAUCCCAAACAGUCCAGGUUCUUGAGUGCAGGAAUGACAAGUACAAAUGCAAAGGUUGGGGUUAUUGACUUGAAGGUGUCCUGGUUGAGGAUUGCAGUGGGUGGUUGGAAAUCGCGGUGCAGAUGUGGUUUGCCCUCCUCCCCUGGUGCAUUUGAGGGAAGGCCGGGCCGUGUCUGUCCCAGCUGUUCUCAGGGCUGCUCGGUGCUCUUUGCUGUCCCCGCAGGCAGGAGUGGCCUGGCGUGGCUGGCGUGCGGCCCCCAGCUGGAGGUGGUGAACUCGCUGAGCGGGGAGCGGCUCUCGGCCUAUCGCUUCGGCGGGGGCAGCGAGCAGCCUCCCGCCGUCCGCGUGGUGAAGGAGUUCUCCUGGCACAAGAGGACCGGGCUCCUGGUUGGCUUGGAGGAAGCAGAGGGAAGUGUUCUCUGCCUCUACGACCUUGGGAUCUCAAGAGUGGUUAAAGCAGUUGUUCUUCCUGGAAGGGUCACUGCCAUCGAGCCCAUCAGCAAUGACGGCGGGGCCAGCGUGAGCACCCGGCACCUGCACCAGAGCCUGCGAUGGCUCUUUGGAGUGGCAGCCGUGGCCACCGACAUUGGCCACGUCCUUCUGGUCGACCUUUGCUUGGAUGAUUUGUCUUGCAGUCAGAAUGAAGUGGAAGCAUCGGAUCUAGAAGUUGUCACUCGAAUUCCUGCUGAAGUUCCACAAAGAAGAGAAGCUGUGAGCAGGGAAGGGAGGCAUCUCUGUUUUCAAUUACGAAGCCCUUCAGGAACAGCAGUGUCAACCCUGUGCUACAUAAGCAGAAGUAACCAGCUCGUUGUGGGUUUUUCUGAUGGCUGCUUGUCACUGGGGAGCAUGAAAACUUUGAAGAGGGCGCACUAUACUCGGCUUGGAGGAGGAAGGAUUCCUGUCUGUGCUCUUACUUUGCAAGAGCCUGAGAGUAAUCUUCAAAGUUGUUGCUACUUAUGGGCUGUUCAGUCUACACAACAAAGUGAAGGGAGUGUUGUGAGUUUACAUCUGUUGCAGUUAGCAUUUGGUGACAGGAAACGCCUGGCAUCAGGACAAGUCACAUAUGAGGGUUUUAAAUGCUGUGUCAAACUCUUCAGUGUAGCUCUCUCUGGUGGAAUCGUUCCCUGGAGAGGGCAGACCAGCAAUACUAAAUUCCUCAGCUGUCAAACCAUAGAGAAACUUCGCAACCAUGCUGACAGAGAGGAUAACGUUAAUGAAGUAAUCUCUCCUGACACCAGUGUAUCAAUCUUCAGUUGGCAAGUGAAUACCUAUGGUCAAAAAAACCCAUCUGUUUAUUUGGGUGUGUUUGACAUCAACCGCUGGUAUCACGCUCAAAUGCCCGACUCACUGAGGCCAGAAGAAUUGCUGCAUGACUGCCCCUACUUUGCCCUGUGGUCACUGGAUCCCGUCAUAAGCAUGACUUCUCCAAACCUCAUUUUGGAUAUUCUGGUACACGAGCGCAGUCUAAGCCGGGGCGUUCCUCCUUCUUAUCCACCACCUGAACAGUUUUUUAAUCCAAGCACCUAUAAUUUUGAUGUGACCUGCUUGCUCAGCUCGGGAGUUGUCCACAUGACUUGCACCGGCUUCCAGAAGGAGACCCUGAAGUUUUUGAAGAAAUCUGGUCCUUUAAUAAGUGAAGCCAUUCAUGACAGCUACACUCGGUGUCUUGUAGCUGGCUUGCUGUCUCCAAGACUGGUUGAUGUGCAGCCCUCCAGUCUGACUCAGGAGGAGCAGCUGGAAGCAGUGCUGUCAGCUGCUGUGCAGACAGGUUCUUUAGAGCUCCUGACAGGAUGCAUCAAACACUGGACUUCUGAAGAGCAGCCAAGUUCUGCCGUAAACUUACGGUUUGUUCUGGAGUGGACGUGGAACAAAGUGAUCUGUACAAAAGAUGAACUGGACCAAAUCUGUGUUCCACUGUUUGACGGCUCCUGCAACUUCAUUGACCCGCAGACAUUACAGUCCCUUCAGCACUGCCAGCUGCUGCUGAGCAACCUCAGCACAGUCCUGAACUGUUUCCUGACAGAAGCCCGAGAGCUCACGGAGAGAGGUUUUUCAGACCUGACCAAGAAGCAGGUGGUAACCAGCCUCAUUUCUUUGUAUGCACAAGUGGUGAUCUGGUUCUGUCGAUCCAGUCUCCUCCCCGAGGGUUUAGAUGACCACAUGCAUUUGUCCAGACCUUUUUACAAUUACCCUCUGAUUCAGAGCUACUAUACGGGUCACCGACAGAAACUGGAGCGUUUAUCAAGGGGAAAAUGGGAUUCUGACUGCCUGAUGAUUGAUGGGAUGGUUUCCCAGUUGGGAGAGCAAGUGGAGAAGUUGUGGCGGAGAGAUGAAGGCGGCACUGGGAAAUACCCCCCCGUUAGUUUACAUGCACUGCUGGAUCUCUAUUUGCUAGAAAGCAUUGAAGAAAGUGACAAACAUGCAAUUACAAUUUACUUGCUGCUGGAUAUCAUGCAUUCCUUUCCAAACAAAACAGAAACUUUACUUGUUUCCUUUCUAACUACCUUUGCUAUUCCUUGGGGUCUUGUUAAGCUGAUUCGAGGAUUUUGGCUCCUAGAUCACAAUGAUUAUGAAAAUUCCCUGGCCCUGCUCUUCCAUCCAGCUACAAUCAAGACUGUGUCCUGGCAGCACGUGAGGAUAAUCGAGUCCCUCAUGUGCCAGGGAGAGCACAGGCGCGCCCUCAGGUACAUCCAGAUGAUGAAGCCGUCCAUGGCCAGCAGCAGUGAGGUGCGGCUCUUCCUCACCGUCUUCUUGUCCAACAGGUGCAUGGUGGAGGCCUGGGGUCUGUUGCAGCAACACAGCACGAAGCUCAACAUAGAAGAGCUGCUGAAGCACAUGUAUGAAAUCUGUCAGGAGAUGGGGCUCAUGGAGGAUUUGCUGAAGCUGCCCUUCACAGACACAGAAAAAGAGUGUUUGGAGAAGUUUUUACAGACCAAGUCUGGUGUUCAGAACCAUGAAUUCCUCUUAGUGCACCAUCUGCAGCGUGCCAACUACAUCCCAGCACUCCAGCUAAAUCAGUCCAUGAAGGCCAGCCUGACGAAUGAUCGUGAUCCUCGCUUGAGAGAGAGAGCAGUUGCCAGAAAUUCUCUCUUAGACCAGUAUGGCAAGAUCCUUCCCACAGUUCAGAGGAAGCUGGCAGUGGAGAGAGCCAAGCCGUACCGUCUGCCUUCGUCCGUCUUACGAGAAGUCCCAAGGCCAAAGCCAUUAUCAACAGCAACAAGGCAGGCUAAUGCAGGAAAUGUACACAUAAGUACAAGCUUCAUCACUAAAAUACUCUCUAGACUUAAAGAAGCAUGGCUAGGAAGCAAGAAAACCAGUUUCUCAGAAUUUAAUAAGUUGCUGGACUUGGUGGUUCGUCCCAUUCCCUCCCGCUCUGUGGCGCAGGAUGAGAGCCGGCAGUCCCCGGCUUCUCCUUCUUUUGUGGCACCCAGCCCCCUGAGACCGAGCACGCAUCGCUCCAGCUCCCAGAAGAAUCUGCCAAGAGCAGCAGAGUUGAGUUUACUGGAAACCCCUCUUGUGGUCAAGGUUAUUGAAGACAGUGCAGUGACAGCAUAAACUUCAGAAGCCGCACCUGAAACACCACCCUAUAGUGAACUACAUCCCUAAAGCAAUCUUCAGUACAGCUGGAAUCCUAUAAAGCAUCAAUUUGUAUGUGAUUUGC
Molecule: messenger RNA, 3805 nt
Organism: Prinia subflava (tawny-flanked prinia)
Lineage: Eukaryota; Metazoa; Chordata; Aves; Passeriformes; Cisticolidae
Product: protein ELYS-like
Exons: 25
Coding region: 178-3699 (1173 amino acids)
Source: RefSeq, a predicted model, not a curated record